Neurospora crassa OR74A is the source of this 3878-nucleotide messenger RNA. It is a transcript of the gene dim-8, whose product is annotated as DNA damage-binding protein 1. Gene Ontology annotation, biological process: DNA repair; proteasome-mediated ubiquitin-dependent protein catabolic process. Gene Ontology annotation, molecular function: protein binding; nucleic acid binding. The coding region runs from base 178 to 3654 and encodes 1158 amino acids. The record is from RefSeq and is a predicted model, not a curated record. The transcript is spliced from 3 exons. Gene Ontology annotation, cellular component: site of double-strand break; nucleus. Lineage: Eukaryota; Fungi; Ascomycota; Sordariomycetes; Sordariales; Sordariaceae.
UGCAUCACCACUGCUUGGUAACCAUUCAACGCUUACACUAGCAUUCGGUUCCUAAACUGUGCACAAUCCACGGCGUGACAUAUCCAUCUUCAUACGCGACAUACUGUAUCCUAUGUUUUUUUAUAAUCUGUGAAGAUCUUACUUCUCGAGCCUCUGUCGCCCGCCGCAUAAUACACCAUGGCCUACGUCGCCCCGAUUCACCGGCCGAGCAGCGUGCGGCACGCUCUGCGUAUCAACCUUUUGUCGCCCGAGGAGGAGAGCUUGAUUAUCGCGAAAACAAAUCGCAUCGAAAUAUGGAAGCUUGCCGACGGUCAUCUGUCCAUGAUCCAUUCCAAGGUUAUCAACGGGACCAUCACGAUUCUCCAAAAGCUCCAGCCUAAAGACCACCCGACCGACCUCCUCUUCGUUGGCACCGAUCAGUUCGAAUACUUUACGGCAGAAUGGGAUCGCGAAACCCAACAGCUAAAAACCCUGAACCGAUUCAGCGAUCCGGGCGAGCGCCACAUGCGCGAUUCCCAAAGUCAAAACAAAUGCAUCGUCGAUCCCAGCGGAAGGUUCAUGGCCAUGCACCUAUGGGAAGGGGUCUUGUCGGUUUGGCGGCUGGGUAACCGCAAGAACACGGCGACGACACUUGACAUAUUGGUACAAGUGCGCCUGUCCGAGCUCUUCAUCAAGGGCAGCACCUUCCUGUACACCGAGACCGGCAUUCCCAAGGUUGCCUUCCUCUACCGGAAUCAAGCCAACUCCAACGAAACCAAGCUGGCGACGUACCGUCUCACGUCGGACGACCGGCACACAGAGAUUUCCAAGUUUGAUCCCACGAGAGACCGAGAGAUCGACGCUGAUGUGGAAGAUCCCGGUGCGGGCAUACUGAUUCCGGUCAAAAAGGUUGAAGAGGAGGUCAAGAGGCACCAUUUCCGUAAUACGGAGCAAGCGAAGCCCCAUGUCGGUGGUCUAAUAGUUGUUGGCGAAACGCGGUUGCUGUACAUUGACGAAGUGACCAAAACGCAGGUCGAGUCCGCCCUCAGGGAACCCUCGAUAUUUGUCGCUUGGGCAGAGUACGAUCCUACUCACUACUUCUUAUCGGAUGACUACGGAAACUUACAUUUGCUCACCAUCUUGACGGAGGGCGCAGUGGUCACUGGAAUGGAUGUCUCCAACAUUGGAAAGACAGCCCGCGCACACGUCUUGACGUACUUGGGCGACGACAUGUUGUUUGUCGGUUCGCACUACGGCAAUUCACAGCUUUAUCGGCUCAACCUUCUAAGCGAGGAUCUCAGUGAAAUCCUGCAACUGGUCCAGGUGCUAGAGAAUAUCGGUCCUGUUACGGAUUUCACCGUGAUGGACAUGGGCAAUCGGGAAAACGACAGCCAGCUGGGCAAUGAGUACUCUUCUGGCCAAGCCCGUAUUGUCACAGCAAGUGGUGUCUUCAAGGACGGAACCUUGCGAAGUGUGCGAAGCGGUGUUGGUUUACAGGACAUUGCAAUCCUGGGUGAACUGCAGCACACUCGGGCGCUCUUCUCCCUCCAGUCUUACAACUCUCCACGCGUGGAUACGCUGGUCGCGUCCUUCUUGACGGAUACCCGAAUAUUCAAGUUCGACCCUCACGGAGAGAUCGAGGAAGUUGACAAUUACUACGGGAUGGACCUACAGCAUCAAACACUACUGGCGACGAACCUCGACAAUGGGCAACUGCUUCAGGUGACGACGGCCGCGGCUACUCUUCUUGACGCUGAAAGCGGAGUCACGAUAGCAUCGUGGGCUCCUGAAGGCGACAGGCAGAUCAUCAACGCUUCAGCUAACAAACACUGGCUGCUCUUGUCUGUGCAAGGCACUACCCUGGUCUCCAUCAACAUUGAUAACGACUUGACGGUUGUGCAAGAGAAGGACAUCAGUGAACAGGAUCAGAUAGCCUGCAUCCACGUGGCGCCUCAGCUAUCGGAUGUGGGCGUGGUGGGGUUUUGGACGUCCGGAACGGUGUCCAUUAUCGAUAUGAGCACCCUGGAACCGAUACACGGCGAAUCACUCCGCCGCAGCGCAGACGAUGCUUCCAUACCGCGUGAUCUCGUCUUGGCCAAGGUGCUUCCCAAUGCGCCUGGAAUGACCUUGUUCAUUGCCAUGGAGGAUGGAAAUGUAGUCACGUUCAACAUUGGCGAAGACCUGACCUUUUCUGGACGGAAGAGUGUCAUCCUUGGUACCAGGGAGGCGCGCUUCCAUUUACUGCCACAGCAGGAUGGGAUCUACAGCAUCUUCGCGACGACUGAGCACCCCAGUCUUAUCUACGGCUCAGAAGGGCGGAUUAUCUACUCGGCUGUGACGGCUGAGGACGCUACCUGUGUCUGUCCCUUUGACUCUGAGGCUUUCCCAGGGGCUGUCAUUUUGUCUACCGAGAACGAGAUCAGGAUUUCCGAGAUUGACACAGCCAGACAGACGCACGUGCGAUCUUUGGAAUUGGGAGAGAUGGUGCGUAGAAUCGCCUACUCGCCUAGUGAAAAGGGUUUCGGACUCGGAUGUAUCAGGAGAGAGGUAGUCAAUGGCGAGGAGAUCAUUCACAGCUCUUUUAAGCUGGUUGAUGAGAUCUUAUUUGCGAGGGUUGGCAAGGAGUUCAUGCUCGGAACAUCGUCGUACUCCGAACUAGUGGAGGACGUCAUCCGAGCAGAGCUGCCUGACUCUUAUGGAAAUCUUGUGGAGAGGUUUAUCGUCGGUACAAGCUUCCUGGAGGAUCCUGACCGUGGCGCUGGUACGGACAAGCGCGGUAGGAUCUUGGUGUUCGGGAUCGACAGCAACCGGGAUCCGUACUUGGUCCUCAAGCACGAGCUGAAAGGCGGCUGUCGCGCUCUGGCGGUCAUGGGCAGCAAAAUCGUGGCUGCACUCCACAAGACAGUGGUUAUCAGCCAGUACGAGGAAACGUCAAGCACUGAGGCCCAUCUCGUCAAGCUCGCGUCUUAUCGGUGCACAACUUAUCCGGUCGACAUCGCGGUGCAUGGCAACAUGAUUGCUGUUGCUGAUAUGAUGAAGUCGGCUACACUGGUCGAGUACGUCCCGGCCAAAACCGGAGGGGAGAAGUCCGAAGCCCCCAAGUUGGUAGAGUGCGCGAGACACAGGCAUUCUGCGUGGGCAACGGCCGUGGCUCACGUUGAGGGCGAGUCUUGGCUUGAAGCUGAUGCCAAUGGCAAUCUGAUCGUGCUUCAACGCAAUGCUGAGGGCGUGACAGUGGAGGACCAGCGGCAACUGAGGAUAACAAGCGAGCUCAACCUGGGAGAACAGGUGAACAAAAUACGCCCGAUCAAGGUCGAGACUAGCCCGAACGCCAUCAUCAUUCCUCGAGCGUUCUUGGCCACGGCGGAAGGCGGUAUUUACAUGUUUGGUACGAUUGCGCGCGAACAAGACCUCUUACUUCGGUUCCAGGAUAAACUGGCGGCGGUGAUCAAGACAGUUGGCGAACUCGAUUUCAACUCCUACAGGGCAUUCCGCAAUGCGGAAAGGGGGCCCGAGGCAGAUGGAACGACUGGGCCGGUCAGGUUCCUGGAUGGGGAGUUGCUGGAGAGGUUUUUGGAUGUGGAUGAGAAGACGCAGAAGGAGAUCUGCGAAGGUCUUGGGCCGAGCGUUGAGCAGAUGCGCAAUAUGGUAGAGGAGCUACGGAGGAUGCACUGAGCCAACGGUUAGACACUUAACGUGCAUGAUUGGAUGUCUACAAGUCAUCGCUUUGGCUGCUGAAGAUUUUGGCAGUUGCAAGUGUUGUCAAUAAGUGCUGUGCUCAAAACAUGGCUGCAUAGGGUGAGAGAAGAUGAGUCUGUGAAUAGCCUCAGAUGAACGAAUGAAUUAUGUAUGAUCAAUAGAUCAAUUGACAUCACUGUCUUGGCACCCUUGGCUCGCCG